AUGGCCACCGAUGAGGGAGAUUCUACACUAUUUGAUGUUAUCGCCGCAAACAGCUUCAAGAUGGGCGAAUAUGGUAAGUUUAAAUGGCAUGAGGAUGAGACCAACAUGCAUCAAUACGAGGAGGAUACGCUCCAUUACCUGAGUGGUCAAACACGCAGAGAGAAGCGGGGAAAACCGAUAAGUUUGUGGGGGUUUGUGGCGUGA
Messenger RNA from Opisthorchis viverrini, 204 nucleotides. RefSeq lists its product as hypothetical. Bases 1 to 204 code for a protein of 67 amino acids. Lineage: Eukaryota; Metazoa; Platyhelminthes; Trematoda; Opisthorchiida; Opisthorchiidae. The transcript has a single exon. The record is from RefSeq and is a predicted model, not a curated record.